Messenger RNA from Closterium sp. Naga37s-1, 6673 nucleotides. The record is from the annotation of a GenBank genome assembly. Lineage: Eukaryota; Viridiplantae; Streptophyta; Zygnematophyceae; Desmidiales; Closteriaceae.
AAAGUGGCGCUAUGACUUGGAUGAGUUUAGAGACAAGAAAAAAAACGCAUCUGUUGGCUCUAUGCCAUGCCAUGCGCGUGGUGGUGGUACGCGCAAUCCGCCAUCCGCGCGCCAUGCCAUGCGCGCGGUGAGGAGCGACGGGGAGCAGCGGUGGGUGGAGGUGGGUGGUGGGGCGCGACUGCUGGUGCGCAAGGUGAUGGAUGCAGAUCGCAAGGCAGGCUUCCCGCAUCCGCGCACCAUGCGCGUGGUGAGGAGCGACGGCGAGCAGCGGUGGGUGGAGGUGGUGGGGCGCGACUGCACCCACCUCUCCCCUUCCACCGAUGCUACGUCCAUCGAUACAAUGAAGGGCGCAGCGGAGGGGGGAGGAGGGGGAGGGGAGCUGUGGGUGGUGAGUGACAUCACGGACCGGCUGAUCGUGCAGGAGAAGUUCCGCCUGCUCUUUGACUUCUCCUCGGAGAGGUUCCGCCUGCCCUUUGACUUCUCCUCGGAGAAGUUUCGCCUUCUCUUUGACUUCUCCUCCGUGCGUCUGGCCUUCCGAGACAUGCGCAUGGGUGUGGGUGGGUGUGUGGGUGGGUGCAUGGGUGGGUGUGUGGGUGGGUGCAUGGGUGGGUGUGUGGGUGGGUGGGUGGGUGUGUGGGUGGGUGCAUGGGUGGGUGUGUGGGUGGGUGCAUGUGUGGGUGUGUGGGUGGGUGCAUGGGUGGUGAACCACCCUGCCCUCUUCUCGCCUCCAACCACACACUCCCUCCCCUCUCCUCUCCCCUGCCAUUCAUUCAACCCCAUCCCCACCCAUUUCCUCUCCCCUGUCCGUCCGAACACCCACGCUCCCCGCUCUUCCCCUCUCCCCUCCCUCCUUCCCACAUCAGGAUGGCUAUCUGGUGACGGCUAUCUGGUGUUUGACGAGACGGGCAUCACGGAGUGCAACGAGGCGGCAGUGCGCUGCCUGCGCUGCCCCGAUAAGGCCAGCCUGCUGGGCCACCACCCGGCACUCUUCUCGCCGCUGAAGCAGCCGGACGGGCAGCUGUCCAAGGAGAAGGCGAAAGCCAUGGACCGCCGGGCAGAGCAGCACGGCAUGCACAAGUGCGUUGGACUGGGCAUGUGGUGGCGCCACCACCCCGCGCUCUUCUCGCCUCUGAAGCAGCCCGACGGGCAGCUGUCCAAGGAGAAAGCCAAGGCCAUGGACCGGCGGGCAGAGCAACAGGGCAUGCACAAUCCCAAUAGAAGUGACGCUGACCUUCCUGGAGGUGCAGCAGCAGCACCCCAUGUACCUGGUGGUGUGGCACGAGGUGGCGGAGAUCAAACAGCAGGCCGAGGAGCUCAGAACCGCCAAAACUCGCCCCCAUCCCCUCCCUUUCAUCCCUCCCUUUCAUCCCUCCCUUUCAUCCCUCCCUUUCAUCCCUCCUAUCCCUCCCAUCCCUCCCAUCCCUCCCCCAUCCCUCCCCUCUCCUCCCGCAGGUUCGAGUGGGUGUACCAGCGGUUUGACGGCUCUCUGGUCCCCAUAGAAGUCACUUUAACCUUCCUGGAGGUGCAGCAGCAGCACCCCAUGUACCUGGUGGUGUGGCACGAGGUGGCCGAGAUCAAGCAGCAGGCGGAGGAGCUGAGGGCCGCCAAGGACGCCGCUGAGAAGGCCAGCCAGGCCAAGAGCCAGUUCCUCGCCAACAUGAGCCAUGAGAUCCGUACCCCCAUGAACGGUGAGUGCUUUAUGGAUAAUCCGUUGAACAGUGAGUGGGAGAAGGCCAGGCAGGCCAAGGAGCGGCACGAGGUGGCGGAGAUCAAGCAGCAGGCGGAGGAGCUGCGAGCCGCCAAGGACGCUGCUGAGAAGGCCAGCCAGGCCAAGAGCCAGUUCCUCGCCAACAUGAGCCAUGAGAUCCGUACCCCCAUGAACGGUGUGAUAGGAGUGGCGGAGCUGCUGCUAGGCACGGACCUGACAGCAGAGCAGCGCUCGUACCUGGAGAUCAUCCGCUCCUCGGGGGACAACCUGCUGAGAAUCAUAUCGGACGUGCUGGAUCUCUCCAAGAUCGAAUCCAAGAACCUGGCGCUAGAGCGCAUCGAGUUCAACAUCCAGCAGCAGGUGACAGAGGCACUGGCGCUGCUAGAGGUGGUGGCGAAGGACAAGGGGCUGUAUUUGGAGCUGGAGAUCGGUGAGGAGGUGCCGUCCGUGGUGGUGGGCGAUCCAGUGCGGUUGAGGCAGGUGCUGCUGAACCUCAUCUCCAACUCCAUCAAGUUCACCGACAAUGGCGGCAUGACAGUGGAUCUGCGUCUGCGUCUGGCCACCAAAGAGGAGAUCAGAUCAGAGAGUGGCGGCAUCACAGUGGAUCUGCGUCUGGCCACAGACGAGGAGAUCAAAGUGGUGCUUACGAAAAUUCUAAAAAACACUCGGUCCCUCUCUCCCUUCUCCGCCGCUUCCCUUUCUUCCCCCCCACCCAGUGGCGGCAUCACAGUGGAUCUGCGUCUGGCCACAGACGAGGAGAUCAGAGAGGUGGAAGAACAGGCAGCUACCCCGAAGCUUCCUGCAGACAGCAGCAGCACCACCACCGCUACCACCACUGCCGCUGCUGCUGGCGGCGGCGGUAGCAGUGGCGGCGGCAGGAGCGGGAACCAGAGCAAGGGCGGCGGCAAGGGGAAGGAGGGGGAAAGCGAGGAGGAGAGCGAGGGGGAGGGCGAGGGGGAGAGUGAGAGUGAGAGUGAGGGAGAGGGUGAGAGUGAAAAUGUGAUGGUGCGGUUUGAGGUGAGGGACACGGGGGUGGGCAUGGACGAGAGUGCGCGCAGCCGGCUGUUCAAGGCGUUCUCGCAGGCCGACAACUCCACCAGCCGCCGCUACGGUGGCACGGGGCUUGGGCUGGCCAUCUGCAAGAGCCUCUGCAACCUCAUGGGAGGGGAUAUCAGCCUUCACAGCCAGGUGCGUGAGGUGAGGGACACGGGGGUGGGCAUGGAUGAGAGUGCGCGCAGCCGGCUGUUCAAGGCGUUCUCGCAGGCCGACAACUCCACCAGCCGCCGCUACGGCGGCACCGGGCUGGGCCUCGCCAUCUGCAAGAGCCUCUGCAAUCUGAUGGGAGGGGAUAUCAGCCUUCACAGCCAGGCCGACAACUCCACCAGCCGUAGAUACGGCGGCACCGGGCUGGGCCUGGCGAUCUGCAAGAGCCUCUGCAAUCUCAUGGGGGGCGAUAUCAGCCUUCACAGCCAGGUGGGCGUGGGGUCCACCUUUUACUUCCACGUGCGAGUGGGCGUGGUGAGGCGCGAUGCUCAGUCGGCCACCGCCUCAGCAGAGCAGUCGCUCACGAGCGAUGUGGAGCCGCUGUGGAAGCACCUGCAGGACCUGAGAGUGCUCGUGGCGGAGGAUAAUAAAGUGAAUCAGAUGGUGGCGACGCGCAUGCUGCACAACCUGGGCCUCAAGUACGACGUGGUGGAGAACGGCAAGCUCGCCGUGCGGGCGUGCUCCGAGCGCUGCUACGAUGUGGUGCUCAUGGACUGUCACAUGCCGGAGAUGGAUGGGUUUGAAGCCACGCGGAAGAUCAGAGAGAUGGAGGCAGAGAGGCUGCAGGUGUACACAGCAGCCAUGGCCGCCUGUGGCAACGGCUCCCCUUACGGCAGCGCCGCCAGCUGGGUGGCAAACACUAACAGUGAUGCUAGCGAUAGCGAGGCCAGCUCUCCCUCCCAGCCCCGCCGCGCGCACAUGCCGCCGCGGCCGCACCGGACGUUUAUUGUCGCGCUUACCGCAUCUGCUCUUAGCGAGGAUAAGGACAGCUGCAUGGCUGCUGGGAUGGAUUAUUAUUUAUCGAAGCCGAUCCGGCCGCGGGAGAUUGAGAAGGCGAUUCGGGAGAGUCUGACGCAGGCGAAGAGCCCGACGGGCUGUGCCUCUGAUGACUCCUCCCGCGCCCGCCCCCGCCCACGCGGAGGGGCCACUGCACCCACUGGCCCCACCACUGCUGCUGCUGCCAGUACUGCCAGUGGUGGCAAGGGUGGUGGCAGUGGCUUGGCUGGUGGGAUGGGAGAGGUGGGAGGUAGACGAGGAGGAGCAGGUGGUGGCGUUGCUGCUGCUGCUGCUGCUGCUGCUGCUGCUGCUGCUGCUGCUGCUGGCAGUGGUGGCCGUGCUGCUGCUGGUGGUGGUGUGUUUGCAGCAUCCCCUCAGGCUCACGCCAGCUUCCCUCGUUCUCGCAGCUCUGCCACGCCCAGGUCAGCCGAGUCCAUUCCUCUUGACCCCGGGGCAGGCUUGGCCGGACCUGAGGCUCGGCACCGAGCCAAGUCUCCCCUGGUUCGGGCAAAGUCAGGUGUGGGGCCUGAAAUGGGCAGAAUGAGAAGAGGGGAGAGAGGAGGAGAGGCGGGUGGGAGAGGAGGAGGAGGAGGAGGAGGAGGAGCAGGAGGAGGAGGAGGGGAGAAAGGAAGGAAGUUUCUAGACGCCUUGCCAGCAGCAACAUCAGCAGCUUCCAGGAAGCUGCACGGGCAGGGGGACGAGUGUUUGCCGGCCAGGCAGCCUCCUUCGGCCCUGUCUGUGCGCGCUCGCUCCCGUUCCAUGUCCAUGUCCAUUGCCUACAUGAACUUCCAGGUGGAGAGUGAUGAUGAGGAGGACGAGGAUGGUGUGUUGGGAGGGGGCCCCAACGGAGCCUUCUCCCAGGGCUGGCUCGCAGGAAGAUCUGGCAGCGGCUCAUAUGCCUCUGCUCCUUCUGCUUCUGCUGGUGCUUCUGCUUCUUCUGCUGCUUCCCCUGCUGGUGCGAGUGGGUCAGACAGUGGCAAGGUGGGAAGGUUGGGGGGAGGACGUGGGGGGUUGGCUGGAGGGGGGACGCGGGAUGAGUCUUUUGGCGGUGGAGUGAGGAGUUUGGGCAGGAGAGAGGGGUCUGGGGGAAGUGGGGGAGAGGGUGGUGGAGCAGGAGGAAGAGUGAGAGGAGGAGAAGGAAAGGGAGGAGGAGGAGGGGGAGAGGGAGGACAGAGGAAGUUGUCUCGGAGCGGGUCGCAAAAGAGGAUGUGGGAAACGGGCACCCCGUUGCAGAGUGAUGAUGAUGAUGAGGAGGAGGAGGAUGAGGGGGAGGAGGAGGAAGAGAGCACCGGAGUAGAGAAUGGAAUAACAGCAGGGAGUGGAAUAACAGUAGAGAGUGGGGCAUGGCUAGGCAGGACAAUAAAGAAAGAUCGCGGCUGGGGGAAGGGACAGGGAGAGGGGGAGGAGGGGGAACGGGGGGAGCAGGGGGAGCGGGGGGAACAGGGGGAGGAGGGGGAGCUGGGGGGGGAGCGGGGGCAGCGCCUCCCAAGAGCAUCUUACGAGUGUCCACGUCUGAAAGUUACUCCCGGCAGAACUCACAGUCAGGCGCGGGUGCAGGCGGGCAGGAGCGCAUGGCUGAGAGCCCCAGGCACGGGAGAAUACCAAGACCUGAUGGCAGAGGGGGGAAGCCUCCGCCUUCCGGGGGAAAUGCGCCAGGGGGAGGGGGAGGGGCGCCGGGCGGGCGGACAGGGGGGGCAGGGGCGGGCGGAGGGGGAGGGGGGGGGUGGGGGGAGGGGGAAUCCGGGAGGGUCGGGGCUGGGGAGAGGGGGCGGGGGAAGGGGAGGGGGUGGGGGGGAAGGUGUGGGGGAGAGUAGAGGAGAGGGGGCGGUGCGGGCGGCAGGGGGGGGAGGUGAGGGGAAGCAGAGUGAGAGCUACGGGGCAGGCAGGGGUGGUGGGUCUGGUCCCGGCAACCCCGCUCCUGUGAAUGCAUCCAAGGGUGGGCCUAUGGGCACUCCUGGUAGUCUCAGGCGGGUCAACAGCAGCAGUCCCUACAGCGGCAGCGGCGGCAGCAGCGGCAAUGGCAGCAGUAGAAGCCCGUUGGCAGAACAGCGAGAGGGCGACGGGGUCUCCUCUGCAGCAGCAGCAGCAGCAGCAGACAACGGGCAGCAAAGAAACACCUCUGGGUCAGACGGGCAGCCAAGAAAAUCCUCGCCGGGCUCUCCGAUGGAAGCCAUGCGGUCGCUGACAGACAGCCGCCCGCGCACCAGCGGAGAACUGUCCAACCGCAUGGGCGGCGCGGCAGGGAAGGGCCUACCCCGCGGGGGGAGCACCGGGGGUGGGGGAGGGGGAGCGGGGGGGGGAGGGGGGGUGCAGAGGGCGCAGUCGAUGUCCCCCCUGUGGCGCAGCACGAGCAUGGACCCGGGGUCGCUGAGUGCUGGGGGGGGAAGGCAGCCGCGCACCGGGUCGGAGCAGCGGGCGGCGCAGGACAUGCGCAUGUGGAUUGAGCGCGCCAGUAACCCCAAGAUGGACGAAUGGCUCUCGCAGGUCGUCUCCAGCUCGCCUCCGCCCGUCCCGCGUGGCGUGAAGAAAUCCAGCAGCAGCGGCACCACCCCUCUGCUGCACUCUGCCGACCGGCCCCCUUUACAGUCACACUCGCGCUCGACCUCCCACUCACACGUGCCGUCCCAUCCCUCGCAGCAUCCCUCCCCUCCCCUCCAGCAACAGCAGCAGCAGCAGCAGCAGCAGCGCAAGUCGCUUAGGCGCAUGCAGAGCUCUCCGUCCCUGUCCCCCAUCAGCAGCCCCACUGCGGAGGAGAGUGAGAAUAUGUUCCGAGAGGAGGGUGGGGAGGAUGGGGAGGAGGAGGAGGAAGAAGAGGAGGAAGAGAGUGAGGUGGUGAGGGGCAGCUGGAGGAGUGACAGGAGAGGGGCGGCUGAUGUGAUGACUCACCGGUCGGUGUAUGAUGAGUCCAUGGAGGCACUGAAAUGA